AUGAAGCUCCCUCGCACGAUUCGGUCACUAUCAAGCUCACAUUUUCGCCAUAGCUGUAGAAAUGUGAGCUCUGUGAUCGUUUCAGCUCAAAAAGACAUUGGAGCCAGUGAAGAUUUGCAAUUCGUCGACGCCAUCAAAAGAAUCGUGCAGGGGAAACGGAGCUGGGAGAUCGCAUUGAGCAGGGAGCUCGUCUCGAGGAGUUUGAAGCCUGGUCAUGUUGAAGAGAUUCUGAUCGGAACCCUAGAUGAUCCCAAAUUGGGUCUGAGGUUUUUCAAUUUCCUCGGUUUGCACAGAGGAUUCGACCACUCAACGGCGUCCUUCUGCAUCUUGAUCCAUGCGUUGGCCAAGGCCAAUCUCUUCUGGCCUGCUUCAUCUCUCUUGCAGACGCUUCUGCUUCGUCCCCUGAAGCCAAUUGAGGUUUUUGAUGCGCUUUUUAGCUGUUACGAAAAAUGUAGGCUUAGUUCAAGCUCGAGUUUUGAUUUAUUGAUUCAGCAUUAUGUACGAAGUAGGAGAGCUUUAGAUGGCGUUUUGGUGUUUAGGAUGAUGACGAAAAUUGGUUUACUUCCUGAAGUGAGAACUUUGAGUGCUCUGUUACAUGGGUUAGCUAAUUUUAGGCAUUUUGGUUUGGCGUUGGAGUUGUUUGACGAUAUGAUCAGUGUUGGCGUUCGUCCUGAUGUGUACAUUUGCACUGGAGUGAUACAUAGCUUGUGUGAGCUGAAAGAUCUCUCUCGAGCUAAAGAAAUGAUUGUACGUAUGGAGGCAAGUGGGUGUGAUGUGAAUAUAGUUCCGUAUAACGUGUUGAUAAAUGGGCUAUGUAAGAGGCAGAAAGUCUGGGAGGCUCUUGAGGUAAAGAAGAAUUUAGCUGCAAAAGAGCUGAAACCAGAUGCUGUGACAUACUGUACAUUAAUUUGCGGGUUAUGUAAAGUGCAAGAGUUUGAGGUCGGAUUAGAGAUGAUGGAUGAGAUGUUAUGUUUGAGAUUCAGUCCUAGUGAAGCUGCAGUUUCAAGCUUGGUGAAGGGAUUAAGGAAGAAGGGAAAGAUUGAAGAAGCGCUUAGCUUGGUUAAAAGAGUAGCAGAAACUGGUGUGUCGCCUAGUCUUUUCGAGUAUAAUGCAUUGCUUGACUCGUUAUGCAAAAGUAGAAAGUUUGAUGAAGCUGAGUUGCUAUUUGAUGGGAUGGGGAAAAUCUGGCUGUGUCCGAAUGAGGUGACCUAUUCGAUUAUGAUAGAUAUGUUUUGCAGAAGAGGGAAACUGGACACUGCACUUAGUUUAAUGGGGAAAAUGAUUGAUGCAGGCUUGAAACCGACUGUUUAUCCAUACAAUUCUUUGAUCAACGGGCACUGCAAGUUUGGUGACAUUAGUGCAGCGGAGAGUUUCAUGGCGGAGAUGAUUAGUAAAAAGCUGGAGCCGACAGUGGUAACAUACACAUCACUGAUGGGUGGAUAUUGCAGCAAACGGGAAAUGGACAAGGCUCUUAGGCUCUAUCACGAGAUGACAGGGAAAGGUAUUCUACCGAGUAUCUACACAUUCACCACGCUUAUCUCCGGUCUUUUUCGUGGUGGGAUGAUUGCUGAUGCAGUAAAACUAUUCGACGAGAUGGCGAAAUGGAAUAUUAAGCCAAACAGAGUGACUUACAAUGUCAUGAUUGAAGGUUAUUGCAAGGAAGGAGACAUGGCUAAAGCCUUGUUGUUGCAGAAUGAGAUGGUAAAGAAAGGUAUUGCACCGGAUACAUACACCUAUAGAUCGUUGAUACACGGACUAUGUUUCAGUGGUCGAGCAUCGGAAGCCAAAGAGUUUGUGGAUGGCCUUCACAAGGAUAACCAUGAGCUGAAUGAGAUAUGUUAUACCGCACUCUUACACGGGUUUUGCAGAGAAGGGAGAUUGGAGGAAGCGUUAAGCGUUUGUCAGGAGAUGGUACAAAGAGGGGUGGAUUUGGACCUUGUGUGCUAUGGCGUUCUUGUGGAUGGAAGUUUAAAGCACAAAGAUCGAAAGAUGUUUCUUGGAGUUUUAAAGGAGAUGCAUGAGAGAGGACUCAAGCCUGAUGAUGUGAUGUACACAAGUAUGAUUGACGCAAAGAGCAAAACCGGAGAUUUCGAGGAAGCAUUUGGGAUAUGGGAUUUGAUGAUAGCCGAAGGGUGUGUGCCUAAUGAAGUCACUUACACUGCUGUUAUCAACGGACUAUGCAAAGCCGGGUUUGUGAAUGAAGCUGAGGUCUUAUGCUCGAAAAUGCUCUCUGGCAAUUCGGUUCCUAACCAAGUAACAUACGGUUGCUUUCUCGACGUUCUCACCAAAGGAGAAGGAGACAUGCAGAGAGCUGUGGAGCUCCAUGACGCGAUACUGAAAGGGCUUUUAGCUAACACAGCUACGUACAAUAUGUUGAUCCGCGGAUUCUGUAGACAAGGGAGAGUGAAUGAAGCUUCUGAGCUUGUAACGAGGAUGACAGGGAAUGGUGUUUCUCCGGAUUGUAUAACGUACACGACGAUGAUCUAUGAGCUUUGCAGGAAGAAGGAUGUGAAGAAAGCGAUUGAGUUAUGGAACUCGAUGACUGCAAAAGGCGUAAGGCCUGAUAGAGUUGCGUAUAACACCUUGAUACAUGGGUGCUGUGUGUCCGGAGAAAUGGAGAAGGCGGUUGAGUUGAGGAGUGAGAUGUUGAGACAAGGCUUGAAGCCUCACUCCAUAGUUUAA
Molecule: messenger RNA, 2682 nt
Organism: Microthlaspi erraticum
Lineage: Eukaryota; Viridiplantae; Streptophyta; Magnoliopsida; Brassicales; Brassicaceae
Source: the annotation of a GenBank genome assembly